AUGUUUCCUGUUCCAUCGAAACUUGCUCUACAAAUUCAUUAUAUACCUGCAUCAUCAUCUGCAGUAGAAAAAUGUUUCAGUUCAAGUGGUUUUAUUAUUAAAGAACGUCGAACAUCAUUAAGUCCUGAUCAACUCUAUAAUAUUAUAGUAAUUAGGUGGACUUUAUAUUACCAAUGGCAAAAUCAACAUAUCAGUUUAACUAUUCAACUACGAUCGCGUAGUAUUACUUCUACUACAGUUACAUUUCAAGUAAUCAUUAUGCUUAUUGAUGAAUAUGGGUCAAACGAAGGUAAUUACCAAAAUCUUUAUCAAAUAAUUAUUCAAUUCGCAUUGAUAUUUAUAAAUUCAUUACAUAAAUUUGGUUCAUAUUGCUAUUUAACACAUUUAAUUUGUCAAUCAACAAAUAAUCCAUGCCACCAUAAUGGCAUUUGUGUAUCAAAUAAUGGUCGAAUUGAUUUAACAGUAUUUAUUUGUUUUUGUUUAGAACAUUAUGUAGGUAAUUUCUAA
Messenger RNA from Rotaria sp. Silwood1, 507 nucleotides. NCBI's taxonomy places the organism in Eukaryota, Metazoa, Rotifera, Eurotatoria, Philodinida, Philodinidae. The record is from the annotation of a GenBank genome assembly.